GGGGCUGCUGCGAAGGCUCAAGAGAAUUGUUAGGCAAAGCAACGUCGGAGGGAGACAUUCAUGCCAUCGCCAUCGAACUCACCGCCGAUGCUGAGCAAUUGAUAUUUGGGGGAAAAAAAUACAAAAUAACUGGAUUGGUAGGAGGGAGCAUUUAUACGCUGUAUGACCUUGCACUGAAUGUCAUCAAAAAAAACAACACGGAAAGGUCAUCAGACAUGGAGAUUGUCACACAUCUGAUUAAUGACACCAUAGAAUUCUACAAAUGGACCUUAACCAUCGCAGACAAGCGAGUGGAGAAAUGGCCCCUGAUGGACAACCCCCUGCCCACGUUGGCCAUCAGUGCAUCCUACCUGCUGUUCCUCUGGCUGGGGCCCAAAUACAUGAAGAACAGGGAGCCCUUCCAGCUCCGCAAAACACUCAUUGUCUACAACUUCAGUAUGGUCUUCCUCAACUUCUUCAUCUUCAAAGAGCUGUUUAUGGCAGCCCGGGCAGCCAGCUACAGCUACAUUUGUCAAAGGGUGGACUACUCAGAUGACCCCAAUGAAGUCAGGGUGGCAGGCGCUUUGUGGUGGUAUUUCAUCUCCAAAGGCAUCGAGUACCUGGACACAGUGUUUUUCAUCCUGAGGAAGAAGUUCAAGCAGGUCACCUUUCUGCACGUCUACCACCACUGCACCAUGUUCACGCUCUGGUGGAUCGGCAUCAAAUGGGUGGCGGGAGGACAGUCUUUUUUUGGUGCACACAUGAACGCGGCGAUCCAUGUGUUGAUGUACCUCUACUAUGGCCUGGCUUCCUGUGGUCCGAAGAUCCAAAAGUACCUGUGGUGGAAGAAGUACCUGACCAUCAUCCAGAUGAUUCAGUUCCACGUCACCAUCGGCCACACAGCUUUGUCCCUCUACGUCAACUGUGACUUCCCUCACUGGAUGCACUACUCCCUAAUCUGCUACGCCAUCACCUUCAUCAUCCUCUUCGGCAACUUCUACUACCAGACCUACCGCCACCAGCAGCCCAGGCGCGACGCCUCCUCCUCCUCCUCCUCCUCCAAAGCAGGCAAGGCCAUCUCCAACGGGGCCAUCAACGGACUCAGCAAGGCUGCCAAUGGUGCGGCGGCGGUGAGCAAAGACGACAAACCCCAGGAAAACACUAGCAAGAGAAAGAGGAAAGGAAGAGCAAAAAGAGAUUAGAGAAAAUGGCUGUGGUAAGCUAGAUCUGCUUUGAGUUAUAUAGUGUUCACCUGCAGAAGACCUAAUUUAAAGAAAGAUGGAUGCGGUAAACGUGCGAUGUAUUCAUUUCAAGACAUGAUGAGACUGGCUUUGUGUUGAGAGAGCGCCGUUUUGCUAGUAUGAGAGGUUAAAGGUCAUACAGAGGCCCCCAUUAUCACGAAUAGGGCAAAAUACUCUCGUGUCAGAUCCGAGUGUUUCUUCUCUCUCUAGUGGUGCAGCCGUGGACUGAUGGGGAAUUAACAUUCUCUGGAUCUUUUGGAAAGAAAUAUUAUCACAGGAAUACUUGUGCAUACACACAAUCAUGUCUGUUUAAAUUGUACACACGUCUUUCACAUGUAUGAAGCUGAUCAUGUUCUAAAGUCGUUGACUGGUGAGUUGCUAUGAUAAUCCUAGAGGAACUGCCGCUGUAACAUGGCAGAAGUCAUCAUAUCGUACAUAAUGUCAAAAGACGUCCAUCCGUUGUUCACCCAAUAUUGUAGUAAAGAUGGAAGAAACUGUCAAUAUCAAGUGGUAUGUUGUAAGUAAAGAUAGCAAGAUAAUAUUUUGUUUUAUUCUUUUGGAGUUGGAUGUCAGUCUUCCAUCGCAUAUGGAGGUGCUGCAGGUCUCAAAGUGAUAUUCAGUAAAAGUGUAAAAUAUUUGACAGUAUUUCUGAAUGGAACGUAUGUUUUGUAUGUCCCUACUUGUUUGUAAUGUGACAAAGUGGACCUCCAAUGUCAUUUGCUCAGCCGUAUGUUGAGUUUAAUAUGUUUGCUCCUGUUUUUUUUUUCGAUUUAUAUUGUCAUUUUAUUGCUUGUCUAAUAAGCUGGUGAAAAACGUUGUGCGCUUAAAGGUCAUGUUAUUGUUUAAGAGUAUUCAAAGCUAGCUAGCUAACAACUUUUUUUUGUUUUAUUUAAAUUGAUUUCAUUCUUAUGGUCAAAUACUUUAAAUGUUUUGAUAGUUUUAUGUUUACAGGCUUAGUCCAUGCUUAGUCCAUGUCUUCAGCUGGCUGAAUGUAAACAUCAUCAUAAAACAAAAAAAACAAAAAAACAAUUGUACUCUCAUUAAUUUAUAUAAAAAGCAGGAUUUGUUAACGUCGACAGUGACUACGUAUGGAAAUUUGCCUUGAAGAAUAACUGCUGCACCCUUAGUAUAUACAGUGGAAAUUGGCAUUAUUUUCCAAUUUUCAUCAACAAAUACAUUUCCAUUUCAUUGUUUUUUUUUUAUGUAUGUUUUUCAGUUUUCAUGUACAUACUGAUGAUCUUUUUUAUUAUCUCACUGAGAAUGCUUGUCGUGUAUUUGUGAUGUAUAUAUUACAUUGUGAUGUUUUGUACUCUGCCCCCAGCUCGUUUGUUGGCUUGGACAUUUGUCCACCUUGCUUUUGUGUUUUUUCUUCUUCUUUUUUUUUUUUAA
Messenger RNA from Phycodurus eques (leafy seadragon), 2609 nucleotides. It is a transcript of the gene elovl4a, whose product is annotated as ELOVL fatty acid elongase 4a. The record is from RefSeq and is a predicted model, not a curated record. The coding region runs from base 216 to 1181 and encodes 321 amino acids. Lineage: Eukaryota; Metazoa; Chordata; Actinopteri; Syngnathiformes; Syngnathidae. Gene Ontology annotation, biological process: fatty acid elongation, monounsaturated fatty acid; fatty acid elongation, polyunsaturated fatty acid; sphingolipid biosynthetic process. Gene Ontology annotation, cellular component: endoplasmic reticulum membrane; endoplasmic reticulum. The transcript is spliced from 7 exons. Gene Ontology annotation, molecular function: fatty acid elongase activity.